This is a messenger RNA of Vespa crabro (European hornet), 843 nucleotides long. Its product is annotated as WAP four-disulfide core domain protein 2-like. The record is from RefSeq and is a predicted model, not a curated record. Gene Ontology annotation, biological process: innate immune response; antibacterial humoral response. The transcript has 4 exons. Lineage: Eukaryota; Metazoa; Arthropoda; Insecta; Hymenoptera; Vespidae. Gene Ontology annotation, cellular component: extracellular region. Gene Ontology annotation, molecular function: peptidase inhibitor activity. The coding region runs from base 16 to 597 and encodes 193 amino acids.
AGGUAUAUAUAAGAGAUGAAAACUUGUCGAACUUCAUCAAAAAGUCAAACAAAGCCGUUGAGUUUAUCAACGUGUCAACGAUCAGUAGUCACCAGACGUUCGUGCAAUUCGUUUCGUUGUAGCAGUACGUUCGUCGUUCGUAAACACUUAACAGGUUUCCAGAACACCAAAAUGGCAUCGUUAAGUUUAUCAAUGUUAUUGUUGAUAAUAUUAUCGACAAUAGCUUUUGGACAGCAAUUGAAACCUGGUGCAUGUCCACCACCAAUAUCAUUUAACAUUCGCACAAAUCUUUGUAAUAAUGAUAUGGACUGCAGUGGAUCUGAAAAAUGUUGUCUUACGAAUUAUGAAGGUACAAUUUGUGUGAAGCCCAUCACAGAAACCGUUAAUGUUGUAAAACAAGGUUCUUGUCCGAUUACACCAACUGGACGAUGGAUAUGUACAUCAACUUGUCGAUCGGAUGGCGAUUGCAGAGGCAUCAAAAAAUGUUGCCAAAAUCGAUGUGGCGCUUUGGCUUGUCAAAAUCCUGAACUUGAUUAUGACCCAAUUGAAUACGAUUAUUCACAACCAUCUGUUAUAUUUCGCAGGAAUAGAUGGUAACAACUAAAUAUUGAAUGACCGUGUAAAAUUUCGAUGAACUUACUUUAAUGUUAUAUGUUCUAUCGUACGUGCCAUAAGCGACUUUAGUAUAUUCGUAAUAUGCGAUAACAUGAUUUACUUAUCAAGACAUUAAAUUUUGCAACGUAUUAAAUGAAACGCUUGAAAUAUAACUCAUCAAAUGUUUGAUAUAUUUCUUUAAUGACGCUUAAUUCGUUAUAAUAUUUCGCAUUUCUUUCUAAUAGUAUU